AUGGCAGAGGUUUGGGUGGGGAGCGAUGGUUCUGGGGGACACUCUGAUGAGUUGUCUCAUGAAAUGCACUUGGAACCAAUCUAUGAUUCAUUUGUAUGCCCGCUUACAAAAAAAGUUAUGCGAGACCCGGUUACAUUAGAGAAUGGACUCACAUUUGAACGUGAAGCAAUUGAGAAGUGGUUCAAGGACUGCAGAGAAAAAGGAAGGAAGCCUACCUGUCCAUCGACAUUGAAAGAGCUGCACAGCAUAGACCUGAACCCUAGUAUUGCCUUACGGAACACAAUUGAAGAAUGGACCAAAAGAAAUGAAGCUGCUCAAAUCGACAUUGCUCGAAGAUCCCUGUCUUCUGGGAGUCUAGAGGCAGAUGUUCUACAGGCCCUAGACUAUAUUCAUCUUCUUUGCAAGAGAAGCAAGUCCCACAAGCAGGUUGUUCGCAAUGCAGGGCUAAUACCAAUGAUUUCUGAAAUGUUGAAGAGCACUAGUAGCAAAGUUAGGUUUAGAUCCCUAGAAACACUCCGGAUUGUUGCUGAAGGAGAUGCUGAUAAUAAGGUUGUUGAAUUUCUGUUCUGUGUCUAUAGUCUGCACCGUGCAGGACCUCCUGACUAACAUGCUUCUGGUGUUUCCCUGCAGGACGCUAUAGCUGUAGGUGACACUAUACGUACAAUUGUGAAGUUUUUGUCCCAUGAUCAUUCCCAGGAGAGGGAGGAGGCUGUUUUCCUGUUAUACGAGCUUUCAAAAUCCGAAUCCCUCAGUGAAAAGAUUGGUGAUGUCUAUGGAUCAAUUCUUAUAUUAGUUGGAAUGGCUAGCAGUAAAUCGGAGAAUGUUCUUACAGUUGAGAGAGCUGAGAAAACACUGGAGAACUUAGAGACAUGUGAGAAAAAUGUGCGGCAGAUGGCUGAAAAUGGAAGACUACAGCCUCUUCUCAGACUUCUUCUGAAAGGUACCGCCUUAUUUCCUCUUCUGGUUUCCUAUGGUUCCAGUCUUCCUUAGUAGUUUGUCUGUGUAGCAUGUACUUAGCCCUCUUCCAUUACACAUUUUGUUACUUUUAAGAGACUUGACCCUUUAUUUGAGCAUUUUAUUCUCAAAUAUAUUCAUUUUUUAGGAAGCUUGCUCACUAAAGAUAAUUUCCGUAACUGAAAAAUUGGCAAUUUCAUUCAGGAGUAUCCUAAACUAAUAUAUUAGUUUCUUAAGGGCUAACCGAUGGACAGCAACAGUAUGAAGGCAAAUGAAAGCACCUGAAGAAAAUUUGUGAACGUUUAAUCAGUAUAUAUGAACUUAUUUUGGAGCUGUGCCUUCUCUUGCUGGUCUCCAUUAUGUAGAGAAAAGCAUCGAUGUAUAGUAGCUUUCCUCUGAUGCGUUUCCAGAAUUAUCCUAUCUAAAUAUCCCCACUGCCCAUUGGGGUUUCAGUGAUAAACUUCAGCACGUCCAACCAUCAUCUAAUGGACGUUGGUAUUUGUUGCAGUCAUCUAAUAGAAUUUCUUGGAAGUUAUACUUUCACACGACCUAAACAGUUGGCUAAUUGACGAUGGUUUAAAUGCUAUGACAUCGUAUUCAAUUUAGCUGUAGUUCUUGUUAUAAGUUUUUAAAGUUUCAAUAUCAUUAUAUUAUCCUUUCAUAUUCAGACUCUAUAUCAGGCCAGCGCCAUAGGAAUGGAUGAUGAUGGUGAAGCCACAAAUAAGAAAAUGAUAUUCUAGAACCAAUUAAAAUACACAAGCCGACAGUGGUAGUUAGAAACAGAGUUUUUGACACCCGAAACUUAAGCUGAUCUAAAUUUUAAUCAAUUCAGAAACUUGCGUUAGUUUGACAAUCUGUGACAAUUGAUUCAUGAUUCGUUUAUAAAAUCAGUCCUGCAAACCCUACCCUAUUCCUUACAUUCACCUGAAACAAUUAUAUCACUGUUGGCUGGUCGGAAGCAGUUGCUUCAUAGAUCAAGUCUAAAUAGACCAGAAAUAAUUGUGCUGCUUAUAAUAUUUCAUUUUAAAGGUCUCCUUACAAGAAUCAUGAAAUAAUUAGCUGAUGUAGAGCAGAUGCCAUCCUAUCUGUUACCAAACUAACGUUGUGCUGUACCUGGGGAAGGUGACUUAGGGCGUAUUACAUGAACAAACAUGGGAUGUGUAGCCUAAAAAUGGGGUCCGUAUCAUAAAUGCCUCGCUAACUCAAACCUGCAAGAUUUUUCGGUGAUAUGAAAAAAAAUAUUCUCCAGGCAUUUGCUUACAGCAACAUGAUUUCUGUUACAUUGAUGACGGAUGAUGUGUGGAAACGUGGUCUGUCCAGCCAUUUCAGAACGAAGUGAUGCUAGUAAAGUAAAUAUUUUAUGUUGUCCUAAACAGCUUAUAAUCUGAGCAGCAUAUAUCAUAUUUAAUAAUCUUAACAUUUUACAGUUUCUUUUUAUUGAUUCCAUGAUAAUGGUUUCACUGGGUGCAUAACCACAGAUUGAACCAUGAGUCUUAUCGUUGGUCUCUCUGCCUCUACCUUAGGGGGAAUACCACCUGCUGCUUUUAGCGUCUCUGUGCUUACUGACUUUAGCAAUCAUAGUGUCUCAUUCCCACCCCUGAAGUAGCCAUUCUAAGACCUACACUGUGUUGCAUAUGAUGGUUUCCACAUGAGGCAUUUUGGGACUGCUGACAGAGAUGUCAGACAAGAACAAACAGUAAUUUUUUGGAUUCUGGAAUACUUUCCCUUACUAGUGCAGGUAAAUGACAUUUUUUUUUUUUUGCCAUCUCGCAUAUAUUUUACCUUGAUUACUUAUAGGAAGAAUGAUUGGCAAUAUUAUCCGGGUCGAUUUUGCAUAAUGACCUGUUCACGUAGCAUUGCAGAGGGAAAAACUUUCAUACCAUGGAUGAUUUAGAUUGGGGACUUUUGUAUGAUCAAGGCUCUUAGAUGGUUUAUCCUUCCUGUGUCACAUCUUCAAUCACGUUUCUGCAAAAAUUAGCAUUACUUAUGACAACAGAGUUACCUGAUAUGCUUUUUUUGUUAAACAUGAAUGAAGUACAAAAAUACGAAGGAUCUCAUUCUUUUAUCUUAUUCUACGUUAUGCAACUUGGUAUCCAUUAUACACAUCAAACCUAUUUCAACUGUAGGAUUGAGAAUUUCUGAAUAGUCUGAUCAUAGCAUGCUACUGCUUCUUAACAAAGUAAUGCAAUGACAGAGUUCGGCAUUCAUUAGGAAGAGGAUAUUGCCGUAACACAGUAAUUUAUAUGGUGGGUAAGAAUUCUUGAAUUCUUGCGUGGGAAAGUGGGAGGGGGCAGUCAGAAGAACGUCUGCUCGUUUUUCCCUAGGAUUCUGAUAUAAUGGGAUGGGUUGUCCUCUUAUUCUGCGAGCUUGUCGUUGCCAGGUUCACCCGAAACGAAGCUCGCCAUGGCUGAGCACCUUGGGGAGCUUGCUCUGAGCAACGACGUGAAGCUCCUCGUGGCGCAGACUGCGGGCGCAUCCCUCAUUGAAGUCCUGCAAAGUGGCAGCAAGCGUGCAAAGGAGGUCGCUCUGAAGGCUCUGAACCAGAUCUCAUCUUACGAGGCGAGUGCCAAAAUACUGGUCAAGGCGGGCAUCCUUCCACCGUUGAUCAGGGACCUCUUCACCGUUGGCCCCCACCAGCUUCCGAUGAAACUCAAGGAGAUCUCCGCCACUAUCCUCGCCGACAUCGUGGCCUCUGGUGCCGACUUCGUGGCCAUCCCGCUUGGGGAUGAGCGCCAGACGCUGGUCUCUGAGGGCGUCGUCCACAACCUCCUGCACCUGAUCAGCAACACCGGCCCAGCCAUCGAGUGCAAGCUGCUACAGGUCCUGGUCGGCCUCACGAGCUCCCCCAGGACGGUGGAGAGCAUUGUCGCGGUGGUCAGGAGCUCCGGCGCCGUCAUGAGCUUGAUCCAGUUCAUCCAGGUGCCCCAGAGGGACCUCCGCAUGGCGGCCAUCAAGCUCCUGCACAACGUCUCGCCGUUCAUGGGCCAGGAGCUGGCCGACGCCUUCCGGAACAACGCCGGGCAGCUUGGGAGUCUGAUCCGGAUCAUCGCCGACAACGGCGGGGCCUCGGAGGAGCAGGCGGCCGCCGUCGGGCUCCUGGCCGAGCUCCCCGAGCAGGACUCGGGGCUCACGCGGCGCCUGCUGGCCGAGGAGGCGUUCGAGAUUAUCAUCCAGAAGGUGAUGAGGAUCCACCAGGGGGGGACCCGCAACAACCGCUUCUUGACGCCCUAUCUGGAGGGCCUCGUCCGCGUACUCUCGCGGGUCACCUUCCUGCUGCAGGACGAGCCCGCCGUCGUGAAGCUCUGCCAGGAGAACAACCUUGGCGCCCUCUUCAGCGAGAUGCUGCAGAAGAGCGGCGGCCAGGACAGGAUCCAGGCGGCCUCCGCCCUAGCGCUGGAGCACCUCUCCCAGCAGUCGCGUCGUCUGUCGAGGAUCCCCGAGGCCCACGACCCCGGCUUCUGCUGCGUCAUCUUCCCCUGCUUCAGCAGCCAGCUGCCCGUGAUCGGGAUCUGCCGGGUCCACCGGGGGCUCUGCUCCAUGAGGGACAGCUUCUGCCUCGUAGAGGGGCAGGCGGUGGACAAGCUGGUGGCCUGCCUUGACCACGAGAACGAGAGGGUGGUGGAGGCCGCCUUAGCCGCCGUCUGCACCCUGCUCGAGGACGGGCAGGACAUCGAGGCCGCCGUACAGCUGCUGGCGGAGGACGAGGGCGUGAAGCUCAUCCUCGAAGUGCUGGUGCAGAACCGCAGCGAGGUCCUCCGCCACCGCGCGGUCUGGGCUGCCGAGAGGAUUCUGAGGACCGAUGACAUAGCCAACGAGGUCUCGGGCAACCAGAACAUCGUCACUGCCAUUGUCGAGGCCUUCCGCAAUAGCGACAACCACACGAAGCAGCUCGCCGAGAAGGCGCUUAAGCACAUUGACAGAUUGCCCAGAUUCUCCGGGAUCUUCCCCAGGAUCUGA
Molecule: messenger RNA, 4911 nt
Organism: Spirodela intermedia
Lineage: Eukaryota; Viridiplantae; Streptophyta; Magnoliopsida; Alismatales; Araceae
Source: the annotation of a GenBank genome assembly